Messenger RNA from Onychostoma macrolepis, 4417 nucleotides. It is a transcript of the gene hs6st3b, whose product is annotated as heparan sulfate 6-O-sulfotransferase 3b. Gene Ontology annotation, molecular function: heparan sulfate 6-sulfotransferase activity. Lineage: Eukaryota; Metazoa; Chordata; Actinopteri; Cypriniformes; Cyprinidae. The coding region runs from base 377 to 1618 and encodes 413 amino acids. The record is from RefSeq and is a predicted model, not a curated record. Gene Ontology annotation, cellular component: membrane. The transcript has 2 exons.
AACACAGCCUCAUCGCGAGUGCGCGGAGAUUCCAUAGAAUAAAACAGACCAACGAGGCACUUCAAACCGUUUCAUCUGAACACAACGAGCAGACGUUAGUAUUUUCAAGACUUACACUUUAUUUUACCACGAUGUUCUGUUCUUAAACAGCAUUUGGUUAUGCAUUUUGUUCGGUGACUUCCACUUUCUUUACAACUUUGUGAGAGAGCAAGUUUGAUGUGAAGACUUGGAUGUCACACUUUUUGCGAAUCUUUUUUACCAUAUCAACAUGUGGCAUGGGUUUUUUGGGCUGGAUCCCAUACGAGCGUCCUGGAAGAAGACCUGGAGAGGAGAUCAUGAUUCACACUAACUGCAUGAAGAAUUUCCUUGUGUUAAAAUGAAUGAUAAACCCAACAAAUGGAUUUUCAUCCCAAUUUUAGCCAUUCUUUUUGUCAUGAUUGGGUACCAGUAUAUUUGUCCGGCAGGCGGUCAGGCUUGCCAUUUUAGGACAGGAGACACACUCGUUAGGAUCGGUCCCCCGUCCACUCCAGACCCGACCACCGAUGACCUGGAGGAAGACAGCCCACCUAAAUGUGCGUCCAAAUUUAACUUCACGGAGCGCGAUCUGACACGCGAUGUCGAUUUCAACAUCAGGGGAGAUGAUGUGAUUGUGUUUCUGCACAUUCAGAAGACAGGCGGGACCACCUUUGGCAGGCACCUGGUCAGGAAUAUUCGCUUGGAGCAGCCGUGCGACUGCAAAGCGGGACAGAAGAAAUGCACGUGCCACCGACCCGGUAAGCAGGAGUCCUGGCUCUUCUCGAGGUUCUCCACGGGCUGGAGUUGCGGUUUGCAUGCGGACUGGACGGAACUGACCAACUGCGUGCCUGUGAUAAUGGACAAAAGGCAGUCUCCAAAGCGCAAGAGGAACUUCUACUACAUCACCAUGCUGCGAGACCCUGUGUCACGUUACCUGAGCGAAUGGAAGCACGUGCAGCGUGGUGCCACCUGGAAGACUUCUCUUCACAUGUGUGACGGCCGGUCGCCCACACAGGACGAGCUGCCCACCUGCUAUAACGGAGACGACUGGUCGGGGGUCACACUGCACGAGUUCAUGGACUGCCCUUCAAACCUGGCCAACAACCGGCAGGUACGCAUGCUGGCCGAUCUCAGCCUGGUGGGCUGCUACAACCUCUCCACCAUGAACGAGAGCGAACGCAACCCCAUUCUCUUGGCCAGCGCGAAGAGUAACCUGAAGAACAUGGCCUUCUAUGGCCUGACGGAGUUCCAGCGCAAGACGCAGUACCUGUUCGAGCGCACUUUCCAUCUGCGGUUCAUUUCCGCCUUCACGCAGAUCAACAGCACGCGUGCCGCCAAUGUGGAGCUGCGUGACGACAUGCGCAGACGCAUUGAGCAACUGAAUUUCCUGGAUAUGCAGUUGUACGAGUUCGCUAAGGAACUUUUCCUGCAGAGAUACCAGUUCAUCCGCCAGCGUGAGCGGCAGGAGGAGAGAUUGAAGAGGCGAGAAGAGAGACGCUGGCUCAGAGAGCGCAGAGUCAACCAGAACAAACAGCCUAGUGUGGAAAACCAACCUCAGGUCACCACAACUGAGGACUAUACCAGCCAAGUGGUCCAUUGGUGAUACCUCUUGGAAACAUGCACUAGGACACAGAGAACGGAAUGGAUCACUUGAAGAAGAGUAGGUCACAUUUUGGGCUCUGUCUUUCAGUUUAUCACUCUUUAUCACGGAGUUUAAAAAAAAAAAAAAUUACACGAAAGCCUGUUGCACUGCAAAAAAAAAAAAAAAAAAAAUCAUUGUCUUGAACAGUAUUUGUUUUAAACUUAUUUUCCAGGAUUUAAAAAAAAAUAAAUUACAUAAGAAGCUACAUUUUAAUUCAUUUAGACUUAUUUAAAAAAAUAAAUACAUUUUGAAUUAUAUUUAUUUUACUUGCCAUUCUUUUUUUAGUUUUAAAUAUUAAAACAUAGUUUUACUGCUUAAAUCAACACACACACACACACACACACACAAAAUUAAACUUGAGAAGUUACCUCAAAGGUGAGAAAAACAGACUUGUUGAUUGAAGAUACAAUAACUGUUCAAAAUUUUGGGUUGGUACUUUUUUUUUAAAAUUUUUAUGUUUUUUAAAGGCUGUCAUCAAUCAAUUUGUUCAAAACUACAGUAAAAUAAAAUUGCAAUUUAAAAUAACUGUUUUCUAUUAAAUGUAUUCCUGUAAAAGCUGAGUUUCAACAGCCAUUACUCCAUUCUAAUAGGCUGAUAUGGUGCUUAAGAAACAUUUCGUAUAAUUAUCAAUGUUGAAAACAAUUGUGCUGCUUAAUAUUUUUGUGUAAACUGAUAUUUUUUUCAGAAUUCUUUGAUUUAUAUAAAGUUAAAAAGAACAGCAUUUAUUUGAAAUAGACAUUUUUGUAACAUUAUAAAUGUCUUGUCUUGUCACUUUCAUUGCUGAAUAAAAGUAUUAAUUUCUUAAAACUUGCUGACCCCAAACAUUUGAACAGUGGUGAAUAUUCUCUGAGAAGUGUUAAUAUUUUGCUUUGCACAAAACUUAUAGAUUAGAUUCAGCUUUGUCAUUGUGCACAGUGCAAGUACAGAUCCAGCUUUUCAGUGAUUAACAUUUUUACAUUACAUUUACUCAUUUAGCACUCAGAUUUAGUUUUUCAAUAUUUUUACUGUAAAACAUGGCAAAAAUACUGAUUAAGAAAAUGAUUUUUGCAGUGUGGUUUAUUCAAGAUUUCUGCUGAUUCAUUUGCGAUGAAAUAAAGGCUGCAAUGUAUAUAGACUGAAAAAGGAGGAUCUGUGCUCAUUCGCCAAGCAACCUCCAACAUCUUUGUGAAGGAUCAACAAACCCUACACCACAGAGUUAUACAGAGGUACAGCCCUGGAAAUGUAAAGGAUGUACACUCAAGAUGUGUUUUGCAUUUAAAAUCAGCUAGGCAGUGAAUGGAGUAAAAUGCUGACAAGUUUUUAAUGCUCAGGCCUGUUGCCAGUAAAGAUUCUCAGUAGACACUCUCUCUGAGCUCUCUCUCUCUCUCUCUCUCUCUCUCUCUCUUUUAAAAAAGAAGCAAGCUUGCAGCAUGGAGACAGUUUGUACUGAGAAUGUCUAGUCUCUAGUAGUUUCUCAAUGAUAUGUUGUACAAAAUUCAGGGUUAGCAGAUUCCAUCACAACAAGAGCCUCAUCUGUGACACAGUAGCAGAGAAAUUUUACAGUUGCUACUGUAAACACUAUAUGAUAUUUAAAAUGUUUUUUCUUCGUUGUUUUUGUCAAGUAUUAUUUAUUGGAGUACGAGUUGCACAAGAUGAACAUUUAAAAAAUGAAAUAAAAUGCAAUGCAAAUAAAAGUUUAAACAAAACAAACAAAACCCAUACAGCUCACUAAGCCAUAAUUUAAUGAGUUAAAACACAAUGCUUAUGAUUUGAGAGAUUAUGUAUAUAAUGAAUGCAAAAAAAAAAAAAAAAAAGUUAAAAAUAGCACAGUUGGAAUGUGAAAAUACUUCAUGUUUGUACGCCCCCUAAAGGUGAAAGAAAAUUCACAUCACAAAAAAAAAAAUUAAUAAUAAAAAAUAAAAAAUUGAGAGACAAAAGAUUGCACACAGUUGUUCAAAGUCCAGUUGCUUGUCUUAUUAGUUCACAUUUGACCUGCAGUGGAACUGUAUAAAGACUUUAGGAAUAUUUGUACACCGGAUGAAUCCAAUGCGAAAUGCAUUAAGCAGCAAGAGAAGUAUGUGUUUAUUUCAGGAAGAUUGAAUGAAUGGGUGAGUAUUUUGUUUCUUCCCCAGAGCUGUUUCACACAUUUCUGUAGUUCGUCCACAAUAAAAUUUUCUGAAGCCAGAACUUCCAAGUCACAGGGAAUGAAACUCUUGUGGUCUUUACAUCCUUGAACCAUUGGCGGUUUAAAAGAAAACCUUUGUGAAAACCUUGCUUUGUGGCACCUUUUAAAAACUAGAUCCACAGAUGCUGUGUGAAAAUGAAUAAAAGAUAUGAACCCUGCUGAUGCAAAUCACAUCCAGAAAAUAAUGGGUGAUUUUUCUAUCUCUAAAAGCAAAUAAACUAUCUGUAUUGCUCAUUGUGGUUAUGGAGAACAUUGGAAUGCUACAUUUAAAGAUCAAAUUUUUGGAAUGCAGUACCAGAAAUGUAUGAUUGUAGACCAAAAAAGACUAUAGAAGUUUACUGUUUUGUUUUCUUUGUAUGUUGUUUCAAAUGUUUUAACUUGAAUCUGUGCUGCUAUGUUUUUUUUAUUUUUUUAACUUGAGCCUUUUUUGUGUGAGGCCAGAAGGCCUGCGGUUAUGUACCAAUGCAAGUUUGUGUGUAUCUGUGUGCGUGUGUGUGUUCUGAAAUGAAUAUAAGUGUUGCAAUGUGUUUUAAUUACUUUGUUCACUUAAAUGCAAUAUGAUAUUAAAAUAACCCCUUAUGGGAAAUACAAAUGUU